This is a messenger RNA of Amphimedon queenslandica, 1200 nucleotides long. RefSeq names its product protein ANTAGONIST OF LIKE HETEROCHROMATIN PROTEIN 1-like. The coding region runs from base 1 to 1200 and encodes 399 amino acids. NCBI's taxonomy places the organism in Eukaryota, Metazoa, Porifera, Demospongiae, Haplosclerida, Niphatidae. The transcript has 3 exons. The record is from RefSeq and is a predicted model, not a curated record.
AUGGCAGCAGAUGGUAUGUCUCUUCUUCUGCCCUACUUCUUGACUACUAGAUCGACUCCCACCAUUCUAAAAGUGCCAGAUAGCAAGGAAAAAAAGAAAAAGAUACUGGCAAUGAGAAUGCACCGUGUUUUAAAGAGGCACCGUCUCUCUAGGAAGAGGAACUAUAUUGUAUUGUUCUCUCUCUGGUGUAGCAUUUUGGCUACUGUGCCACGUCCCAGAAGUAUAUGGUGUGUUGAAAGAUCACAACAUUGGUGGGAUUAUGUUGUAAUGUCUACUUUCAAAAACAAAGAUUGGUUGGAGAACUUUCGGUUAUCCAAAUCAACUUUCAUGCACUUGUGUGAUCAAUUACGUCCCUACAUUCAGCACCAAGAUACUCGAUUUAGAAAAUGCAUAUCUGUAGAAAGACGUGUUGGUAUAACUCUUUGGUGUCCAGCAACAUGUGGGGAGUAUAGAAGUAUUGGACAUUUGUUUGGUGUGGCAAGAGUGGAUGAAGUAAAAGCAGUUGUAAAUGGAUUCAAGAUAAAGUUUGGAAUGAUUCAAUGUCUUGGCUCCAUUGAUGGCUCUCAUAUCCCUGUCAUGCCUCCUGCUCUCAAUCACACUGAUUAUUACAACAGAAAGGGAUAUUACUCCAUGAUAUUACAAGCAGUUGUUGAUCACAACUAUGUAUUUCGGGAUAUUAACAUUCGAUGGCCUGGGAGUGUGCAUGAUGCACGUGUGUUUGUCAAUUCAUCGCUCUACCACAAAGCUAUUAAUAGAGAGAUACUUACUGGUAAUGAGCUCAAGAUUGAUGAUAAAGUAGUUCCACUGUUCUUGAUAGGGGAUUCUGCAUAUCCAUUAAGCUCAUGGCUAAUGAAGCCAUUUGCUCACAAUACAGAAUUGAAUGACAGUGAACGGAAGUACAAUUACUAUCUAUCAAAGUCUAGAAUUGUAGUAGAAAAUGCUUUUGGCAGAUUAAAGGCACGAUGGAGGAGAUUGCUUAAGCGUAAUGAUAUGAUGAUUGACAAUGUUCCGUAUGUAGUAAGUGCAUGUUGUAUUUUACACAAUGUUUGUGAGGUUCAUGGUGAAGCCUUUAUUGAAUCAUGGAUGCAAGGUGUGGAUACUUCUAAUCAACCAACAACCUCCCAAUCACGUACUGUACUCAAUAAUAAUGCAAAAGAAAUCAGAAACACACUAGUAGAUUAUUUUAAGAAUAUGCCAUAA